GGACUCUACUGCUGUAUCAUCCAGCUUCGCAUCGCGUCGAGGUGUUGAGCUACAUAUGGAUAAAAGAUCGCUUUGUCGCGUCACUGCUAUUGCCUCCCGUAACGGAGCCCCUCAAGCUCAUAUUUUGAAGGAAAAGACACCCCUGGUCGACCUGGGUCAUACGUUCUCAGUCACGAGGCUGUAUUCGUCACUCAGAACCACCCAUGUUCAAUGGCGAGCUGAAGCCUAGAUGGAAGGUGAUUGGUGUGACUUUCGAAGAAUGGAUAACCAGUCAAGUAGCCAAGCGAAAUCUCGAGUAACAGUGGCUGACCGUAGGCGACCAAGCAAAACAUUUGCUGCCUGAAUCACAAACUCUAGAACUUUUCAUACAUACUCCAUACACAGGACUUGCCCUCGUCAGCGAGCAAACAGCUUAGGUUCUCCAUCAUGCCUCCUAGCCACUCACGAAGACAGCCGAGAGCCCGCAUUUUCCAUACUUUCGGUACGUACCGGAUCUCUUUUGAGCUUUGGUGUGUGGAGUGGAGGUCGAGGGCCUGGGUCUUCUGCCUCAGGUGUCAAGGGGACCAACUCCGCAUUGCCCAUGUCACAUGACCCGUCAGUGG
Colletotrichum phormii is the source of this 602-nucleotide messenger RNA. RefSeq lists its product as uncharacterized. Bases 56 to 229 code for a protein of 57 amino acids. The record is from RefSeq and is a predicted model, not a curated record. The transcript has a single exon. Lineage: Eukaryota; Fungi; Ascomycota; Sordariomycetes; Glomerellales; Glomerellaceae.